AUGCCAGAAUUGCGUAGCGGAGCACGGAGAUCAAAACGUCUUGGUGAUCUUCAUCCUGCCCCUGAAACCGCUGAUCAAGAAGCAAAUAUUGUUGCACCUGCUCAGGCUAGAACCAGAAGGAGAGGCAGAGGCAGAGGCAAUGCAACUGCUGUAGGUAAAGGACCUUCUGCAGUAACACCCGCCAGGCCAACUGGUGCUGGUAGAGGCAGGGGAGGUAGGUUGAUCGAUUUAGCCCCACAGCCACACUGUGAGGUUGUUCCUCAAGCUAUUGGUCUAGGGGCUGCACAGCUAGCAUUUAAUAGAAUAGAAGGCGCUGCAGAUAAAGAAAUUGCCAUGGAUGGUGGGAGUGGGGAUAAAAUAAUGGGAGCUGAAGAAGAUGCGAGCACAACUCCGGUGCCUGAAAGGGUUCAAGUGGGUAAUUCUCCUGUGUAUAAGACAGAAAGGAAAUUGGGUAAGGGAGGAUUUGGUCAAGUUUAUGUUGGCAGAAGGGUAAGUGGUGGCACUGAAAGAACAGGACCAGAUGCUAUUGAGGUUGCAUUGAAGUGUGAGCACCGAAGUAGCAAGGGUUGUAAUUAUGGCCCUCCUUAUGAGUGGCAGGUGUACAACACCCUCAACGGAUGUUAUGGUAUCCCAUGGGUUCAUUACAAGGGUCGGCAAGGAGAUUUCUAUAUCCUGGUCAUGGACAUGCUUGGACCAAGUCUUUGGGAUGUUUGGAAUUCCUUGGGCCAGUCGAUGUCUCCAAAUAUGGCGGCUUGCAUUGCUGUGGAGGCAAUAUCAAUUCUUGAAAAGCUUCACAUGAAAGGAUUUGUCCAUGGAGACGUCAAGCCAGAGAACUUUCUACUUGGUCAACCCGGAACCCCUGAUGAGAAAAAGCUGUAUCUUAUUGAUCUUGGUUUAGCUUCUAGAUGGAAGGAUUCUUCAUCUGGUCAGCAUGUGGACUAUGAUCAGAGGCCAGAUAUAUUCAGAGGCACAAUAAGGUAUGCAAGUGUGCAUGCACAUUUGGGUCGUACUGGAAGUAGGAGGGAUGAUCUGGAGUCCCUAGCAUAUACACUGAUAUUUCUCAUAAAGGGAAGGCUGCCAUGGCAAGGUUAUCAGGGUGACAACAAGAGUUUCCUUGUCUGUAAAAAGAAAAUGUCGACUUCUCCAGAGUUGAUGUGUUGCUUUUGCCCACCUCCAUUCAAACAGUUCCUUGACGCUGUUUCUAAUAUGAAGUUUGAUGAGGAGCCAAAUUAUUCUAAGCUGAUAUCACUUUUUGAUAGUCUCAUUGAACCUUGCUCGUCACUGAGACCUAUAAGAAUUGAUGGAGCUCUCAAGGUUGGGCAAAAGCGUGGAAGGUUGCUCAUAAACUUGGAAGAGGAUGAACAGCCAAAAAAGAAAGUGCGAUUGGGUAGUCCUGCAACUCAGUGGAUUUCAGUGUAUAAUGCACGGCGCCCCAUGAAACAGAGGUACCACUACAAUGUUGCCGACUCGAGGCUGCGCCAGCAUGUAGAGAAAGGUAACGAAGAUGGGUUAUAUAUUAGCUGUGUGGCUUCAGCUACAAAUCUUUGGGCUUUGAUCAUGGAUGCUGGAACGGGUUUCAGUUCCCAGGUGUAUGAGCUCUCAGCUGUCUUCCUCCAUAAGGAUUGGAUCAUGGAACAAUGGGAGAAAAAUUAUUACAUCAGUUCUAUAGCUGGUGCAGCUAAUGGAAGUUCUCUGGUUGUUAUGUCUAGAGGAACUCCAUACACCCAACAGUCAUACAAAGUUAGUGAAUCAUUUCCUUUCAAGUGGAUAAAUAAAAAGUGGAAAGAAGGUUUUCAUGUCACAUCUAUGACCACUGCUGGCAGCCGUUGGGGUGUUGUUAUGUCUAGAAAUUCAGGAUACUCUGAACAGGUGGUGGAGCUUGAUUUUCUUUACCCAAGUGAGGGAAUACAUCGCAGGUGGGAAAAUGGUUACAGAAUUACUUCUAUGGCUGCAACCUCUGAUCAAGCAGCUUUCAUACUUAGUAUGCCUCGUCGUAAAAUGGUGGAUGAGACUCAGGAGACUCUCCGGACUUCUGCCUUUCCUAGCACCCACGUGAAGGAAAAAUGGUCCAAAAAUCUCUACAUUGCAUCAAUAUGCUAUGGUCGUACUGUAUGCUGA
Striga hermonthica is the source of this 2118-nucleotide messenger RNA. NCBI's taxonomy places the organism in Eukaryota, Viridiplantae, Streptophyta, Magnoliopsida, Lamiales, Orobanchaceae. The record is from the annotation of a GenBank genome assembly.